GACUGAAUAAGCCCCAUAUGUGGCGGAUGACUUGAUGACAUGCCUUCAUUAAAGACCGUCUUGUUUUGUCUGUUUAACAAAGCGCUCUGCAAGAAUGACCAAUUUCUCUCCAUCUGCUGGAUCUUUGUCUUUUCCAUCAGAUCAACAAAGAGACGAAUUUCAGUAUAUGACGACAUUUGGCUUAAUUGAUGAUGAAGGUGUUGAGAGGAAGGAUAAUCAAAUGGUGAAUAAAGAUGGAAUGGAAAAGGCACAAAGGGAGAUGACAGCCAGUCUGCCAGACACGGAACUUUCACAAAGCACUAUCCGUGUGCCAAGUGGAAAGCAGCCUACUAAAAUUCGGACGCUGUUGAACAGCCUCAAGAGGAUUCACAUCUUGCAGGGAGUCGAAAAGUCAUGCCCAAAUGUUGAUCAAGCGUCUCCCGUGCCUGUAGUGAACAAGUCCAAUAAUUUCGCAGACACGAGUCCAAGCACAGGUACCAGUGACAAACAAAAACAGCCACCAGUAUUUGCCUCAGAUCAAUCAAGAUUUGUAAAUAGCACUGGAAAGUGGGCUGUUCGCACACCAAAGAUUGUAGCGGACCCCACCGUCAUCCCAACAGAGCAUACAGCAACCCAACGUCCCUUCUUCAAGGAUUGCUCUGUAGAACAGAAAACGCAUGGAGUAGAAGACUCGGAAGAUGGGGAAGCUGAAAAUGCGAGUGGUGAUAACCAUACGAAUAGAGGAGCAGAUGCAAGUACAAAAGAUACGCACGUGUGUGAUGACGAUCGUCAAGUAACUUCAGAUCAAGAUACGCAAACAAUCCCCAGUUUGGACGCGCAAGCUGAAGCCUUUGACAAGCACGAUGAUGCAUCACAGGCCUCUCGUGUGGCCAAAUUCCGCAUCCUCGCACUUGUGUCUCAACUACUCCACGUCCGUCGCCUAUGGUCGGCGCUACGAUUAGAGAUUCCCCUUCAUUUAGCGCGAAAGACUGGAUCGUUUGCGCGGCAAACCCUUGAACAUAAUUCAGAUUCUGAACCUGCUAGCGUGAGCAAAGCCUCGCAACAAGAACCUGCCCAGCUGACAUCUUUAGAACAGAGCCUAGCAAUCCAACGCUCACUCCAGAGCCUUCAGUCCCAAUUAGACGCCACGCAAACCUCUCUGGGAGCAUUAGACCAAUCCACGCAAAACCGACACUCAAAUAUGGUGUCAGCACUCGAACGUCUGCAGACGAUGUUAAACAAUUUACAAAAUAUUGUCGAAAAGCGUCAUUCAGAUUUGGACACUGUACUCAGUGACCAAAUAGCAAAGACCAACAAACGCAUUGAUCAGAAUGUGAUGAGAGCGGAAGCUCUCGCAAAUCGUAUCACGGCCAUACGAGAUUCUAUUGAAGAUGGACUGGAUCGGAUGGUCAUGAAGAGACGACAUGAAAGUGAAAUGGAUGAAAUUGAGGAAAGGAAAAGGCAUAAAUGUAAAGCAGUAAAUGGAUGGGCCGUGGGCUGUGGAGCGGGGGUCGGUGCAAUGAUAGGAUAUGUGAUAGGAUUGGGAACAUGAGAUUUUAGCUCUGAGCA
Molecule: messenger RNA, 1548 nt
Organism: Spizellomyces punctatus DAOM BR117
Lineage: Eukaryota; Fungi; Chytridiomycota; Chytridiomycetes; Spizellomycetales; Spizellomycetaceae
Exons: 4
Coding region: 95-1531 (478 amino acids)
Source: RefSeq, a predicted model, not a curated record